UUCUAAAUAAAACGCUUGGCUGCAGUGUGUCGGCUCUUACGGUACUCGCUAAAGAAAAGCAAAGAUGGCAGGGGAGGUGACGCAGGAGACCAUUGACAAAUAUGUCGCUCUUGACAACAAGAUUCGCUUGCUGGAGAACAAGAACAUUCGUAAAACAUACGACAGCAUCAAGAAACGCUACGAUGCGAUAGUUCUCUCGGUGCAGACCUUAAAGAAAAAAUAUGAGGAGUGCAAAAAACAGACGGCUAAAGAGAAAGCCGACGUAGAUCAGCUGGAUAUUAAGUCCUUCCUAAAUCAAGAAGCUUUUGACAAGUCCAUGUCUAAAGAAAAGGCCGAGUAUUUGGAGGCAUUAAAUAGGGAGGAGCUGAUCAAGAAGCAGUUGGACACAAUACAGCCUCAACUUGGCGAUAUGGAGAAGGAGCUCAAUAGAGAGAAAGGAGGCAUCGAGGAGCUCGAAAAGAUGUGCCAGGAGCAGGAAGACCUACUGUCUAAAAUUUUUGACGGCGCUUAUGGAAGCGAGCUCGAGAACAAACUGGAGAGUGAUCUCGACCUAGUCAGAGAGAAGCGACAGAGGAUCGGCAACGCUAAGUAUAAGUGGACCAAUGGGAGGAUUUUGUUGGAGCAUGCUUGUAACCAGCUCGCCUUUGCCAACAAACGCUGGGCCGACAUCAAAAAUACCUCACUAAACAUGCAGGAGAAAUACGGAAUCGCCACAGAAGCUCGUAACAACCUGAUCGCAGCGAUACAGAACCUGCAGAGUUGUCAGAAAUACCUGGACAACAUCGACUUCCCGUACUGCAAGCCCAACGAGGUCCAGACGCUGGAGAAAGCGACCAAUAACAUCUAUGUAGACAUGCAGUCGCCCGACCGUCACAAACAUGCAGGGGAGUGUUACAACGUCACGCAUCGACGAGCAGCUGCACUUCUCCAAUGGUUUGAUAAUGUGAUUAAUACAGUUAUAGAGAAGGACAUCAUGGAAUCGACGAAGGAAGAGGCCGAGGCCAGUAAGAAGCUGAGAGCCGAGAGGAUCAAACUGCUGAAAGAGAAAGUAGAGGCCCAGGGAAUGGGCGGCCAAGUCCAGAUAGACGACUCAGAAUUGGCGAUGUGCGACGGUGAAGAGGAGGAUGUUGAGAUCCAAGCGGUGAUAUUCAAGGCGGACGGAGAGGAUGAUAACUCGCUACGCCCCGCACAGGACGUUCCCCCCGCCCCCACACCGGUCCCUCUUAGUGAGCUGGCCCCACCCCCCAACAACGAGGCCCUGUUUGGUAACAUCGAACAGUUGAAGAAACAGCACGAGAAGGAGAUCAGUGAUUUCCAGAAGGCUCAAGAAAUGAACAAAGCUCGCCUACAACAGGGCUUGGAAGCCAAACUCGCGGCCCGCCGCAACAGGAGAACGAAAAACACUCCCGAAUAAUUUUGAUUAGGACCUGUAUUAUGGAGAGCCUGGUAGAUAAUCAGUGACAGACAUUACUUUAUCAAUGCACUACCAACCCAAAAUUGGAAAUGUUAACCCCAACCCCUCAACUUUUUACCUUGUAUCUCAAACUUAUUGCUUAAUAUUAGUUAUGAUUUGUAUGAUAUUUUUUUUUUUUUUUUGCCUAAAUUAGAAGCUGUUCCGUUUUUUGUUUUUUUUGCCCCAUGUACAAGUGUGAAUUUCCCAUGUACAAGCUUGUACUUGUUUUUACAAUACAAAUAUUAACCUAUAUAUUUAUUUUUUUAUAAACAUUUUAUUUGUUUUAUAUGUUUUAUUUCUACAACUUAAAAGUGUAAUAGGUAUUGGGUACCUCAAUGAUAUACCCUCCUAUACACACCUCACCUCCCUGUAACCGAUGCUUUUCAUUUUCUUGUUCUUAUAUACAUGUGUAGUAGUCGGUAUUGUACAGUCCUAUUAUUACUUUAUAACAGGGUCAACAUUAAUAUUUUGGGAUUCAUUCAAGCUGUAUCAUCCCUGUGCACACUUACAUUAGAUGUUUAAAGAAAUUACUGUGAAAAUUAUUCAACAUUACAUGUAUUUUUCUGAGAUUCAAUGAAGGUGUCUCAUUACUUUGAGCACUCACAUGAGAUUUUCAAAGGAUAUUCAUAUAUCUCAGUAUUAAGAUAAAUGAAGUAGUGUAAUUGUUUGCAUCAGUGUGAGGAGAAAGUUAAUAGUCUUUAACAAGUUAUGCUAAUUAAAGUAUGUAGACAAAGUUACAUAAAUUAUUAAGAAUAUUGAUUUACUUCAUUAAAUGUAGUAUAUUUUAAUAUUGUUUGAUGAUUUUUUUUUCUGGUGAUCUCAUGAAACAGUUAUCACUUCCUAAAAAGAAUUAUGAUUUUGAUCCAGUUUUAUAAACAACUUAUUUUAAUUUCGAAUUGGUCAUUCGAGGAUCAGAGACGAAUUAAGAGGACUAGAUGGUCAUGGCCAAGAUUUGAAUUUUAUCUCCUUUUAUAGAAGAGCUAUGAAUACAAAGAAAAUUACUCAAAUUUAAAGGUCAAUGUAUUUAUGGAUUUGAAUUUUUUUUAGUAUUAAAUCUAAAUACUAGCAAUACUUUAUAACUAAAGAAUUCAUAUCUAACAAUUUAAAGUAAAGGUCAAUGUAUUUAUGGAUUUGAAUUUUUAGUAUUAAAUCUAAAUACUAGUAAUACUUUAUAGCUAAAGAAUUCAUAUCUAACAAUUUAAAGUAGAUUUGUUGGUUGUUUUAUUGACCACAAGUCUCCUAUGAAAUCUACAGAAAUCUAAGAAAUUCUUAACGCAUAUUCGAGAGACGAUGUGUAGAGACUGUUCACUAACAUAGUUGUGUUUAUCAGAACAAUGUAUUCAAUUUUUUUUCUGGUCCAGAAACGUUUUCCCCAAAGAUAAAUUUUAUUUUUUAUGCACUUGACAUAUCAAUUUAAUCAAGCCUUUGACAAAGAAAUGGAGUUUACCUCAUCACCUUUUGCAUGAUGUCAUAAGUGAUGUCAAUGAUGAGUUGACAGGUUUGUGAUGUAUCAUUACUGACAUUAAGUAAAAAUGUGAAAUAUUUUACACUAAACUUGCAUGCUGCAAUCAUGUAUAAAAUGCAUUUUAUUUUAUUUCUUUACAAGUUUCUGAGAUUUUUAUUUAAAUAUAUAGCAAUGAAAUGCCGUCCAUUUUUAUAUUGUACUCCAAUGUCAAACACAUGCGUCUAUUUGUCUACAGUGUUGUUUCAAAUUCCUGUUUUGAUUUUGUGAAGUAUAUGUUGUGAGGAUCUUGAAACUUGUUGUAUCUUCGACAUGAAAAUUCUUUGUAUACUGAUUUUGUAGAAAUCGAUAGAACUGAAAAAAAGAAUGUUGAACUUUAUUAAAACAUGUAUUUGGAGUUGUUUAUUUUGAUGUCAACUAGGUUAGAUGAAGGGAAAAUGAAUAGAUUUUAUGAAAAAAGUUAAAAAAAAAAAGAUCAAUUGGUUUUGCCUUUUAUGGGUUAAAAGUCUUGAAUAUUUUUAAUUAAGCAAUUAAUUUUAGAUCAUUACUAGAUGCAAUAAAUCAGAGAAAUCUUGGAUACUUUGUUUUUUAAAUAAAGGUCAAAUUUGUUACACAG
Molecule: messenger RNA, 3531 nt
Organism: Magallana angulata
Lineage: Eukaryota; Metazoa; Mollusca; Bivalvia; Ostreida; Ostreidae
Exons: 11
Coding region: 65-1414 (449 amino acids)
Source: RefSeq, a predicted model, not a curated record